AUCAGCUCUUUGGUUUCGAAUCAUCAACGCAAACUCUGCUCCUUUUGUAAUCAAGAGUGUGUUUUCAGUGUGUAAUGGCGUCUAAGGAUGUUCCUUUGAAGGGUGGGUUUAGUUUUGAUUUGUGCAGAAGGAAUGAGAUGCUGGUGAAUAAAGGACUUCGCUCUCCUUCUUUCCUCAAGACUGGUACUACCAUCGUUGGCUUAAUUUUUCAGGAUGGCGUCAUUCUUGGAGCAGAUACACGAGCCACUGAAGGACCGAUUGUUGCUGAUAAGAACUGUGAGAAGAUUCAUUACAUUGCCCCCAACAUAUAUUGCUGUGGAGCAGGAACAGCUGCUGAUACUGAGGCAGUAACUGACAUGGUCAAUUCCCAACUGAAGCUUCACAGGUAUCACACUGGUCGUGAAUCCAGGGUUGUGACAGCUCUCACUCUUUUGAAGUCUCAUCUAUUCAGCUAUCAGGGGCACGUCUCAGCUGCUUUGGUCCUUGGUGGGGUUGAUGUCUCAGGGCCACAUCUGCAUACUAUUUAUCCACAUGGAUCAACUGAUACUCUGCCAUAUGCUACAAUGGGCUCUGGUUCCCUUGCAGCUAUGGCUAUCUUUGAGUCAAAAUACCAGGAAGGGUUAAGUAAAGAUGAAGGGAUAAAGCUAGUAGCGGAGGCAAUAUUGUCUGGGGUGUUCAAUGAUCUUGGUAGUGGAAGCAAUGUUGAUAUCUGUGUGAUAACAAAGGGUCACACGGAGUACUUAAGGAAUCAUAUGUCGCCUAAUCCUCGGACCUAUCCACAGAAGGGUUACUCAUUCCCUAAAAAGACUGAAGUUCUUCUUACAAAGAGUAUACCAUUGAGAGAGAUGGUAGAGGUGAUUGAAGGUGGAGAUGCUAUGGAAGAAUGAGUUCCAGGAGUGUUGCUUUCUCAAACAAUUUCCAGAGUAUCAAGUGUUUGUAAUUUUCUAAGUGACCUGCUCCAUCUACGUUAUUAGAUAUAGCUUUCAAACAAAUUGUUGCUGGAGAAUGAAAUAUCCGUUUGGGCUGAAUGAAGGAUUUUGUAGUUUGUUUGUGUUACCCUGCUGCUUUCAAUAGUUUUCCUAGCAGUGGCAGUCUUAAAUUUUUUUGGGUUGUUCGGCAGAGAUGUUUGCCAGGUGCUUGCGAAGUAAAGAAUAUAUCUGUCGUAAAUUAUGCCGAAAGGAACCCAUGAAAAAAUUUAU
Messenger RNA from Solanum verrucosum, 1199 nucleotides. RefSeq names its product proteasome subunit beta type-7-B-like. NCBI's taxonomy places the organism in Eukaryota, Viridiplantae, Streptophyta, Magnoliopsida, Solanales, Solanaceae. Gene Ontology annotation, cellular component: proteasome core complex. Gene Ontology annotation, molecular function: threonine-type endopeptidase activity. The record is from RefSeq and is a predicted model, not a curated record. Bases 75 to 887 code for a protein of 270 amino acids. The transcript is spliced from 8 exons.